GAGCAUUGUUAGCUUAGUCUAUUUUUUUUCAAAUUUUUCUGAUCGUAACUUUUUGAUUUUUGUCUUGGACGCAAAUGCGUCGUUAACGACUUCCUGUCUCCAAAAGUCGACAAAAGUUGAUGGGUCUCCUGGAGCUGGUGGCCUCAAACAUUGUUUUGCGAAUCGUUUGGUUGCUGAGUGACUUUGUGCUGCUAGGAAUCUUCAACUUCUUCAAGAGAAGACUUCAACAAGUAAAAAAUGGCGUUCCUGAGCAUGCUGGUGCUGCUGAUCGUCGGUGUUGUGGCUGCUGGGGCAGACUGUGGUCCAGAAGAUGGCGUCUUCAAGUGCCGGGACGUUUGCGGAGAGGAGGUGCGGGACGCCGGCGGCUACGGACGUUGGGUGACAUUUGUUGGGUCGACGCUGUUUUUGGACUGCGUUUGCCCGGCUGAUCUCAAGGAGGUGAAGCUGGUGUCGCCAACUGUCUGCGUCGGGCGUUGA
Molecule: messenger RNA, 477 nt
Organism: Notodromas monacha
Lineage: Eukaryota; Metazoa; Arthropoda; Ostracoda; Podocopida; Cyprididae
Source: the annotation of a GenBank genome assembly